Halichondria panicea is the source of this 1678-nucleotide messenger RNA. RefSeq lists its product as uncharacterized. Lineage: Eukaryota; Metazoa; Porifera; Demospongiae; Suberitida; Halichondriidae. The record is from RefSeq and is a predicted model, not a curated record. The transcript has 7 exons. Bases 621 to 1442 code for a protein of 273 amino acids.
UAUUUCUUGAUUGAAGGCAAGAAAGACAAAGAAGUCGUUAAAAAUGCAUUCCAAUGACGACAUUCAACUGGUGGCAAGUGAGCGCCAUAAAGAGACAAAUUUAGAGCAUAAAACUCAGUGAAUUUGUUGCUGGCUAGUAGAUAGAGUUUUACAAGUAGAGAUUAGAUUUGUUGUAACAACCAAGGCUCAGAUGUUGGCAGUGAUCCUAUUCUGAAUGCAGGCACAGAAUACUUAUUAAACACUCUAAAACAGAAUUAUACUAAAAACAAUAAUAUCUCAAAAUCUAAGUGGUGGUUGAAACUGGUUGAAAAGCUAUUUCAUAUUAGUAUAAGCCCAGCAAUGAACCAUCCUGAUCUUAGAAACGUCAAGUGUAUUUCUUGAAAGAUACAUGCCAAACCAAAUCCACUAUCAAAGUACACAGUCUUAUGAUAUUCAUGCACAAGUUAAUGAGAUUCAUAAUCCUUUUGGCUGGUCAUGUGACCGUGUCGUACCUCCUCUGACACGUGGUAUAGUAGUGCAUGUGGGCGUACCUCCAGGAUGAACAUCACAGCAGGAAUUAUGCACAUGCGCACUAUAGCUAGCUCCUGCAUGAUCACAGCUAGUAUAGCUAUAUAGCUACCAUGGAGUUCACAUCAUCCUACAUUCUCCUGUCUGCAGUACUGGUACUAGCUGCUCUUUACUAUGGCUGGGGGAUGGCCAAGAGGGCAGCUAAGACUCUUACUGAGCUGUUUCUAUUCAUCUGGCUGUUCAAUGGCAAACAAAUAUACCACAAGACAAAGCGAUCUCUUCGAAUGUACACCUUCAACUGCGAGACCCAAUAUCUGGACGAGGUGAUCCUCGAGGAACUAUACCAUUUCCUAACUCCUGUCAUACAGUCAGAUAUGAAGUUCACUAGGAGCUACCCACGAUGGGGCAAAGAAACGCCGGCACAUUUUAAAGAAAUUUUUAAAGAAUAUGCUGAGAGUGUCAAAGACGACGGUGACAUGUAUGAUGAGGAGACAGGUGUUCUCAAACAGGAACGGUCUCAUCUUCGGGAAAAUUUGCUGGCUGUGUCGGAACAAGACUUGCAGAAUCCUGACAUCAAAUAUUUUGUGGAACGUAACCCUGGGUAUCUAAAGGGUCACUGUCUGGUCUGUGGCUACAGAAUUAACUGGUUGGAUCUUUUCACGACUGUUUUUGAUCAAAUAAUGAAGAAAACCUCCACUAGUAACAAUGAAUUAAAGCUUGAUGGUCCAAGACGAGAGAGCGUUGUAGCUCAUCAAAAAUCAAGACCAAAAUUGCUCCGAAGAAUCACUUUCCAAGAGCAGUCUGCUAAUGCUAUUGCUGCGAAUAUGUACCAUAAUGAUCUAGCUGGAGAAGUCGUUCUAUCUUCCACCAAUAACUUUGCAUUUGGAUUCUCACCUACUCAUUCAUCAAGAGAUCUGCCCUUUAUUGAACUCUAGUGAUCAUCACAUUCUGACUUGUCAAUGUGUAGUAUAGACUAAUCAAUAGUGUAUAUUUGGACAACACAAACAUUUUCAGUUUCAUUUUCAUUAUCUUGUACUUUAUUGUGUGACAUUAAUUGUUAUACUACUGUAUAUAAAUUUCAGCGUACUCUUAAAGUUGUAUGACUUGUAUAUAUAAUUUAUAGAAGCUGCUUUUAUGCUCCUCGAUCCUUGUUACAAUAUUUAUUAUGUAA